Molecule: messenger RNA, 1661 nt
Organism: Leptopilina heterotoma
Lineage: Eukaryota; Metazoa; Arthropoda; Insecta; Hymenoptera; Figitidae
Gene: temp
Product: protein prenyltransferase alpha subunit repeat-containing protein 1
Exons: 3
Coding region: 160-1440 (426 amino acids)
Biological process (GO): protein prenylation
Cellular component (GO): cytoplasm
Molecular function (GO): protein prenyltransferase activity
Source: RefSeq, a predicted model, not a curated record
UUCUUCUACUUCACUUUCCGUUGUGACCACGACACGAAGAGAAACACUCUCUCUCUCUGCAGUUAUUGUGCAGAGAAAUUGAAAUAAAUAAGAAAUAAUUGUUUUAUAACUAAUGAAUAAUUGACAGAAAAUGUUAAGGAAAAUAUAAUUGUAAAUAAAAUGCAAGAGGACGUAUUUCCGGCAGCUGAGAAAAUCUUGGCUGACAUUGAAAAUGUUUUGGAGAAGGAUCAUAAUCUUAUUGGUUUUGAAAUUAUUCCGGCCGAGGACAAUGAGAAUAAAUCACCGGUUUUCCAUGCUGAGAAUUAUUUAGGUCUCGCAUCAUGGAGUGUACAACCAUUGUUUUGUUACGUUUACAAUCGUCUCUUGGAUCUAAGACAAAGUAAAUAUCGACGUGAAGAUCCAGUGAAAAUAUCACGAUGGCUUCUCGGUGCUGUUCUAUUAAAUCCCGACAUAUCAACAUUUUGGAAUAUGAAACGUGAAUUAGUGAAAAAUCGACGUCUAGAUCCAAUGCAAGAAUUACGUUUUUCAAGUAUUGUUCUUUAUUAUAAAUCAAAAUGUUUCGAAGCAUUUGUUUAUCGUCGUUGGCUCAUUAAAUUUUUAUUAACUGACACAAGUCAAUCGUCAAUUGAAAUUGAGACACUCGUGAGAAAUGAGAUAAAAGUUGCAACAAUGACUGCAAAUAGAUAUUGUAGUAAUAAUCAUGCAUGGUGUCAUCGACAAUAUGCCGUUGGUCUUUUUGAGACAUUGGCUAAGGAGAAUUUUUAUUCAUUUCUACAAAACGAAUGGGAGACGACAAAUAAUUGGUGUAGUCGUAAUGUUUCCGAUUACAGUGGUUUUGCUUAUCGACAAUUUUUAUUGAAAAAAUUACUCUUUAUUUAUCCACGAAACGAUGAAAUGAAAAUAUCAUUGGACAAAAUAGCCAGGCAUCGAACAAUUGUUUUAGAAUACGUGAAAAAUGAUAAGAGAGAAUGUAAAAACGCAUUUGUCUAUUCAGACACAGUGAACAGUGAAUUCUUGUGUCCUUUACAUGGUGUGAGAAGUGAAAAAAAAGCCGAAGACUGUGAUCAAACGGUGAUAAAUCUCUCAUAUUGGAUUGAAGAAUGUGUAUUGAAUGAGGAUUUAAUAAAAACAUUUCCUGGUCAUGAGGCUCUAUGGUGUCAUAGAAGAUUUUUGGCCUACUCUCUUCUUGCCUUAAUAAACUCUUAUAAAAAGUAUUUUCAAUAUAAAAGUGAAAUUUUCGAUUUCAAUCAAACUCAAAGGCAUUGGAAUAGAGAAAAUAAAGUUGCCGGCGAUUCAGCAAUGUCACGUGGACUUCUUGAGGAGGCAUUUCAUAUACACAAUCAAGAUCUAAUUGCUCAAGCCAAAAGAUCUGGUCAACAUCAAAAUUUCCUAGCCGAAAAGUUCAUUAAAUAUCUAAUGAAUAAUGAUUUGGAACAAUGAGAACAUUUUUUCCUCUUAUAAAGUCGUAUUUUGCGAGAAAAGGUAGAUCAAAUUUUGUGUCUGCUACGACUAUAAUUAUAUAAAUAUUCAAGCAUUAUAUUUUGUAGAUAGUGAAAAUAAUUCUCUCCGCCCAAUUAAUCGACUAGUUCGAUUUAAGCAAAUUUUUGUCAAUGAUUUUUAGAUGACUGGAAAAAUAGUCAAUAAAGCAAAACUUUUUAAAA